Molecule: messenger RNA, 5374 nt
Organism: Lineus longissimus
Lineage: Eukaryota; Metazoa; Nemertea; Pilidiophora; Heteronemertea; Lineidae
Product: zinc finger FYVE domain-containing protein 1-like
Exons: 11
Coding region: 193-3390 (1065 amino acids)
Biological process (GO): lipid droplet formation
Cellular component (GO): lipid droplet
Molecular function (GO): phosphatidylinositol-3-phosphate binding; metal ion binding; GTP binding
Source: RefSeq, a predicted model, not a curated record
UUUUAGUCAAACCCAUCGAGAUCCCUCGUUCCGCUUACCAGAUUCUCAUUUUUAGUCAAACCCAUCGAGAUUUCCUCACUUCCGUGUUUACCAUUUUCAUGAUUCAGCCCGAAUAACAUGAAAUAGAUAAGGACGUUAUCUUCGCUUUUCCAGUGCAAUAGGGCAAUAUUCACUAUUGUUGGCUAGAUUGGCAUGUCGGCUGGAAGUAGAAGACAUCAGAAAAGCAGAUCUUCGAAACGAUUCUGCGAAGAAAAGUUUGCAUGCGACGGCGUUCGCACUGAAGCCACUUUCACUUGUGAUGAGUGUGGGACUGGACAAUGUGCUGCAUGUGAGGCCAAACUGCAUGACAUUUCCAAGUUUAGAUACCACGAUCGAAAAAAAAUAGAAGUGCCACCAGAUCACCUGUUGUGUCAGAAUUUCUCUUGCUCAGAAAGGAACUAUGCAGACCUAAGCUGUGAGGAGUGCAAGCUAAAUUUUUGCUUCUUUUGUGAUUCAAAGUUGCAUGCUGUUGGUCGGAAGAAGAAUCACAAACGGUCACCAUACCGACCACCUGUGCCAGUGAAUAAUCAGGCAAAAGACAUUCUCUUGGUGGAUGUAAAGCCUGUUGAAAAUCAGAUUCGUCAGAGAAGAAACAACAGUGGUCGUGGUAGAGGUUUGUCUUCUGGUUUUUCAAUCAAACCAAAUAUCAUUGCUGAUUGUGCUAGUCCUAGCAGUCCGACCUCGGAUGAUGAUGGUGAUUUUUUUACGCUGGGACAUGUCAGUGAUGACCAUUUCUCUUCUAGUCCUCCAAAACAUCUAGCAAAUUUUAAACAUUUAAGAUCUUUGAAGUCCAACCAACCUGUUGGUCUGAAUGCUGCUGUCUUAGACCUUGAUGUGCCAAAGGAGAACACGAUUCCAGGACAUAUUGGAAUCACAGGAAAUAUACCACAUAAACAUCCAGGAUUUGCUGAACCUGUUGCAUCAACUGCAACCAAAAGAUGCGAUAAUAAAAGCACAAAGAAAGACAUUGUGAUCACAGAGAAACCAGAUAUAGGCCUUUCAGCAAAUAUUCAGGAACUUGGGGUAGAUACAACUGUUCUGCAAGAAGACAGGUUUGACAGUCUAUUCAUAGCAAAAUCAGACGAAUUUAAAUCUUUCCAUAACUCCGAGGAAUUUAAAGGAGUUGAACCUCUAGAGGAUUACUUUGCCUCCCUUUCAAAGACACCUGAAGAAAACAUACCUAUUUUCAAUACAGCCAACCAUUUACCAGUUGAUCUGAUAGAGGAGACUGAGAGUGAGACACGCACAAUCUAUCCUGACAUUGAAGAAGAGCUUGGCAAUUGCACUGAAAUUGAAGACAUAAAGGAGGAGUCCAUCCCCAAUAAGGAAUACCAUAUUCAGAAACAAAGUGGUCAUAGUAGCAUGUCAAGUAUACCAGAUAUUGCUCAGACUACCCUUGAGAGUUCCUUGAGAUCAUUGGGGAUGUCUAGUGAUGACAUGUGGAAGAUUUAUGAAGGAUACAAGAGCUUCCCCAUUGUUAAUGAGCAAGAGGAACUUCAGGUGGAAAGCGAGAAAGAUUUCUUCCUAAGGUUAGGGAUAUCAAAUGAAACUGAUGUGAAAGUUGUCUCUAUAUUUGGGAACACAGGCGAUGGGAAGUCUUACACUCUAAACCAUACCUUUUUUGGCGGCCAAGAGGUCUUCACGACAUGUCCUAGUCAGUCAUCCUGUACAAUAGGCGUCUGGUGUGCCUAUAGUAAGGAGAACAAGGCCAUCAUAGUUGACACAGAAGGAAUGCUGGGUUCAACCUCCAAUGCCAAUCAACGGACAAGGCUCUUACUAAAGGUUCUUGCAAUAUCAGAUGUUGUAAUCUACAGGACUAACGCGGAGCGGCUGCAUGCGGAUAUGUUUAAAUUUCUUGGUGAUGCGUCAAAUUCAUACUUGAAGCAUUUCUCAAAGGAACUCAGUGCUGCCAUGAAGAGGUUUGAUCUUGGUGAUGGUCAACUUUCUCGACUUGGUCCAUCUGUUAUCAUUUUUCAUGAGACAAAACACACAGAUAUACUGGGAGCAGGCAUGCAUGGUCAAGAAUACAAAAAUACUGUCCACAAAAAGUUGACCAGCCACUUUAAAACAUCAAAUUGCAAAACAGAUGCCUUUUGUGCCCUGAACUAUGUUGGGACAAAAACAGAAAAAAACACAAACUUCAAUGAGUUGCAUCGUGAAGUCAGACAACAGUUGGAGAAUACGUCAGUCAGGGCUCCCAGGAGUGUAAGGGUCAUCUAUGGAGCACUGAAGGCUCUCAAUGAGAAGUUCAAUGGUGAUAUUGGCAUGCACUUGCCCAGUACAUUUCCUGAUGAGUAUUUUACGUGCCAAGCUGUAUGCUUAUCCUGUGGCGCCCGAUGUACCAAGUCCAUGAACCAUGCAAAGGAGGAUGCAGACCAUGAUGCUGGGCCAGAGAAAAAUUGUGUGUUUACCACCAAGUACAACAACACAGUCUUCACUUGCAAGAUCUGCCACAUGGCUGGGAAAGGUAAUAAGAUUGUCAUACCAAAGACUGCAUCAUCUUCAGAUGGGGCAUGGGUAGGACUAGCAAAGUUUGCAUGGUCAGGUUAUAUCUUGGAGUGCCCACAACAUGGCAUCAUCUACCAGAGUCGUAAAUACUGGUAUGGUAAUGAAGAACCAGAAAAGGAAGCAGUCAGGACUGAGAUCAGACAUGUUUGGCCAGGGGGCAACACAGUGCUCCAAAGUUCUCAUAAUGCUGGAAGAAAGCUGCUGGAUGGGAUGUCCUACUUGUCUGAUACUGUGAGUGGAGUGAGUGCUAAACCAACCAAGAUGCUCUCAGCCUGGAUGGCAGAUCAGAUCGCUCCUGCUUACUGGAUACCCAAUUCGGAGAUAAUUAAAUGUCAUGCUUGUGAGGCUGAAUUUGGCCACAGUGAAACGAAACAUCACUGUCGGGCGUGUGGACAUGGAUUCUGUGAUGCGUGUUCAUCACAGAAGAAGCCAGUGCCAGAACGAGGCUGGGGAGAGACCCCAGUCCGGGUUUGUAACGGUUGUUACAAUGGUGCUGGAAAUCCAGUUGAAAUUCCAGAUGGGGAGGACCCACAGGUUACGGCUAGGAAGGUCGGAGAAACCAUCGCUAACACUGUCGGCUUUGUUGCAUCUGUCAUAGAGUACCCCAAGGAUUUCAUCAAGGAUUCAGCACGGCCAGACUACUGGGAGCCAGACAGUGAGAUCACCCAUUGUAAUGUUUGCAACAAGGAGUUCGACAGCAAGCUCAGCAAACACCACUGUCGGAGUUGUGGGAAGGGCGUGUGUCGUGUGUGUUCUCAGUUUAGGAGGAAGGUCCCAUCAAGAGGUUGGGACGAGCCCGUCAGAGUGUGUAAACAGUGCAACAAAAAGAAGGGGGAUCUUUAGUUGCUGAUUUUGUGUGUUGUGACUAUAACUCUUCCCCUAUAGUCAAUAACGUCCGUGAUAUGUGUUUUGGUAUCAAGCACAUACCAUCGAGUCUGAAACAAUGCAACAAUGUUGUGCCAAAACCCUGGCCUUCGGUGUCUGAUUCCAUGAGAGCAUUUUCCUGCAGCAGUGCUACUACCAGCCUGGCCGUUAUUUGGUGGUGGUAUUAAAAAUAGCCUAUUAUCACUGUUGAUGGUAAUAGAAGAAUCAUCAAAAGAUGCCAAGUGCACCAGUGGGUAAUUUUGAUUUCCAAACAACUGCUGGGUCCAAACGUAGUUUUGCCGAAGCCAGAAAGUGCUCUCGUUAAAUCAAGCCUUUAUAAUCAUUGGUCCCUGCAGCUUGGACUGGAAAUAUGAGACCCCUCUACCCUGUAUACUAUACCAAUGCUAUGUAAGUGGUUCUUUAAAAUAUAGUUUGCUAAAAUACUGUAACCUCCUUUAACUGAUGAAGUUAUCCUUAGAGGAAAAAAGUUCAACAUUAUAUAUCAGAUGUCAUUGGCCUCAAUGAGCAACACAUUCACCAAAUGUCAUUUUCGGGGUACUUCAGUCAAAAACAAAAAUGGAAUGAAUAGCUUUUUGAAUACGUUUCAUUGUGAUAUAGAAGAUAACUUCAUUGUUUAUAUUGAAUUGCUGUACAUUGUAUAUUUGAUGUAAAUACUUUAAAAUAGUGUCAUAGUCAGAGUAGGAUUUAUCAUCUCAAUUGUUGGUUAUAAAGGGUAUAUUUUUUGCCGAUAUAGCAUAGGAAUAGAUGAAAAACAAAAGACCCUUGCAAUAUUGACAAAUUAGUAGUUACUCUUCUUGUAUUCUCUAAAAUAGUACUCUCUGCAUGACCUUUGCAUGUAUGAAUAGCAUUGACGUCUUAGAUCAGUCAUAGAAAGGCUGUUUGAAAUAGAAAUAGACGCUUACAACACUGUAGUAACUGCGUAGUGCAACAAUGGUCAUAAUUGUUGACCAUGUAGUAGGCUAAAGCAUUUGCCAGUGGUUCGUUCCAAAUCAAAUUUCUUGUUUUUUCUGCUGAUACAGUGUCCGAUUUUGUCAAUGCAAGUAUUUUAGAUACUUAAGAUUUUGAAUUUCAUCUCAGAGGAGAAAAUGUAUUUAACUGGUGCGGCAUUUGUGUAAAAUCACCACAAAUCUGAGUGCCAUUUUCUGAUGAAAUGGACAAUUGGUCUACUGGAGGAAUACUGAUAUGUUUUUUGUAGAUAACAAACUUACUUUCAAAAUAUACUUAGCCUGAUUAUGCUGCUUGUAAUGUAUAACAAAUGUUCUGCAGAAAGUCAACAUAGUUAUAUCAAUAACUCCAAUAAAUCAAUUUAAGCUACAUGUACACCUGCGUCAAAGGCUGUGGCGAUGUCCAUCCAAGGUUGUUAUCAAAGUUAAGUCAAUCACAGCCUUGAGGUAACUGAGAUGUAGACACGCACACAUGCUGUAUCAUUAUAAUUUACACUAUCAUCUGUGUACAGCAAAUGUCAACACUUGGCUGUAUAUGUGCUUUUCUUCGUCUGUGAUGGUAACCUUCUGAUUUUGUGUUGCUUGGUGCAUGUUUUAUUAGCAACUCACUUGCGUAGUGUGUAAAGAGUACGGAUUUUAACUUCAAACAAAACUAUGAACUUCUUUGAAGGCCUACUCUAUUCGUUAAGAAAUUGAAGGUUUAUGAAACUCCUUUGUGUGGGGAAUGUUCUGAAUAUGAAUUUCAACAUAGCUGUUGCGUAGACUGAUAUACUAAUACUGUAUAACAGCUAAGUUUAUGCAAAUGGGUUUGCAUAAAACUGCACUUUUUUUCCACCAUUAUAAGUCAUUAUUAUUGUUAAAGAAUGAUUUAAGUAUAUGUACAGGUUUUCACAAUUGUGUGCAGAUUCUGGCUUUUUCUUUUGUUUGUAUACUCAAUCAAUGGUUGUAAAUGUACUGAUGUAUUAUAUAGUGGAGGAAAAAUAAAGCUGAAAAUAGUU